CUGCCUCGCGGGCGGACUUCUCCAGCCCUGGCAAAAGCAAGGCGUAUCUCACGGAGUGCAGGAAGCAGAGACCGAUGCAAGGGGAGGGGAGGGUUUCAUGCGCUGUGCCGUGUCUUGCGGUGCUUUGGGCGGAUGGGGAACGGGCUGGCGAUGUUUGGCAUGGCAGUUGUGAGCGGCAAAUGGGCACCAGAGGGCGAUGUGGGAGGACGGGUCCAUAUCUUCAGUUCAGCGUUACCUGUGGGCCGGCCAUUUAAAUCUUCCAUAUCUCCUACUCCUUCAAUAAGAUCGCAGGUUAUGAAAUCAGCAGUUUUGCCAGGACCCCAACUUCUUAUCUUAUCCACUUGAAAUUCUUUCGCCAUGGCUACUGUCGAUUUGAGCCACGUUCAAUUCUGGCGGCCCCCUUUGAACCCAACACCCUCCAAACGUCGUGCUUCACCGCACACGCGCAAGAAUGGCAGAUCUGGCUCGGCAACCAGCUCGCGCGGCCAGCCAGCGUCACUGCACAACAGAGCUGACGAAAUACUCGGGCGCGACAAGCAGCCCAAGUCUGCCGUCGCACCGACUCAGCACCAGGGGCGUGACUCUGUAUUUCAGCAGGAAGGUGACGCAGUCGGAGCUCAAGGCCGCCAUAACGACCCCGCCAACGGCGAUGGCGAAGCAGACGACAGUCAGCCCUCCAUCGACGAGCUCCUGGCUUUUUCGAGCAAAGGGAUCUCGACAGUAUACCAGAACUCUGAGGAUAUCCCCCAGCGCCUCGAGGGGCCUACUCUGAACACAAGUGGGAGCCGUCUCGAUCCGAGCCCCAGACCAGAUAAUGGCAGAGGCCGGUGGUUCUCGAAGAUGACGAAUCAUAUACUCCCGAACUCACGCCUGCCGAAGCCGUUUCCGUCUCGGUCGACGCCGGCGCUGAUCCCGCCUCCGGGCUGAGCAAAGGGCCCUGGUGGGAUGUCGAAGACGGGUGCUAUGUCGACGACGACUUCCACCCAAUUCCUCUGCUCGAGCAGGAAGGUUUGGCCUCGACGCCCGCGCUCGCCCAGCCUCACUCUCAUCACGAUCCCCCUGGGUCCU
Hyaloscypha bicolor E is the source of this 1068-nucleotide messenger RNA. RefSeq lists its product as uncharacterized. The coding region runs from base 358 to 927 and encodes 189 amino acids. Lineage: Eukaryota; Fungi; Ascomycota; Leotiomycetes; Helotiales; Hyaloscyphaceae. The record is from RefSeq and is a predicted model, not a curated record. The transcript is spliced from 3 exons.